Messenger RNA from Sclerotinia trifoliorum, 2319 nucleotides. NCBI's taxonomy places the organism in Eukaryota, Fungi, Ascomycota, Leotiomycetes, Helotiales, Sclerotiniaceae. The record is from the annotation of a GenBank genome assembly.
UUUCAAUUGCAUACUAAGUGCUCCAGAGUCCAAAGGUUGAGUGACGUUCUUCUUUCUUUCCCAAAUCGAAUCAUCUAAAAUCGGAAUUAUCCUUCCCUAAGCUGUGCAACUAACUACUACUCGAUGACCUUACAUUCGUUCGUAUGUGUCCGCGUCAACCCAUGUUUACACGGAGAGAGUCGUCAGCCUGCAUAUCCACCGACACCUAUUACCCUUGCCCUUCUAGGUACCUGAUUUCUAGCAAAACAUCUACAGGGUAAUUAAUAGGUCGGCAUACUGCGAGUGCUUUUCACGUCUCUCAGUCUCCAUUCUUCUCGGGGUUGGUUAGAUAAGAUAAAAAUGAGCUGCUCAGGCGAGGUAUAUACGGGGUGUUGCAGUCCUCAAUCAACUACAGCUCGUAAUUUUGUAGGUCACCUAAGCCAGUCACGCACAUCGAAAUGAAAUAGCUUUUGAUUGCCUUUCCUUAAAACGAUACACUCACUCAAAACUCGCAUUUGGAUUUGAGGGACCGUGGGGAAUAGAAGGAACAUAAGCAUUCAUUGGAUAGAAGCUUUAUACCAUUGCAGAGAUGCAAAACACGGAUAUGCCGAGGGGCCCGCCACCCGAAUAUGAACUUGAUGAUCCAAGUUCUUUGGCACCACGGUGGUUGGAUGUGAGGGCGUGGAGUAAGAAACGAUGGGUCAUUGUUGGCGUGGGACUUGUUGUGCUCAUCAUCAUCGUGGUGGUGAUUGCUGUGGAAGUUUCGAAGAAGAAUACUUAUCCAAACUACUCACAGCUGAGCUAUUCGCUGAAGGAUACUUGUGAGUUGUCUUCUCUCGCCCUAUGUUUCAUGGAUGACAACUUCCAAUGUACCGACAUUUCUGGGGCGUUCAGAGAAGCAAGCUUCUUUCAUUAGUACCAAGGGCAGUAGUAAUAUUUCCAGGCUUGCCUCUAGGAUUGUGUAAACAGAGAUUCACCGAUAUAAUCAUAUUCUUGCGUGCUUGCUAACAUCUAGUUAAGACUCGGGAACUGACUUUUUCGAUAACUUCGAUUACUUCAAUACAUACGAUCCGUCAGCGGGUUUCGUUCAUUAUGUAGACUCCGAAGUAGCGGCUCAAUACAAUCUGACCUAUGCUUCAUCAAGUUCUGCAGUUAUCAGAGUCGACACAUCUGUCACAGCUGACAGCAUCCCAAAUGCAUCUACUGGUCGCUUCUCGGUGCGGAUUGAGUCCAAGACACAAUACACCAAUGGCCUAUUCAUCUUCGAUAUCGUCCACACACCCGUCGGCUGUGCUACAUGGCCUGCACUCUGGCUAAGUGAUCCAAACAAUUGGCCAACAAAUGGAGAGAUCGAUAUCAUGGAGGCUGUCAAUGUUGUGAGCUCCACCAAGAAUCAAAUGACCCUCCACACCACUUCCGGAUGCUCCAUGGAUGUCAAGCGUAAAGAGACUGGGAAGGCCCUUCAAUCUUCAUGCCUGAAUAGCACGAAUGGAAAUGCUGGAUGUGGUGUACAUGAUUCUUCAGGGACCUUCGGCGCGGAUUUCAACUCAAAUGGUGGUGGUAUUAUGGCGAUGGAAUUACGUACCGCAGGUAUACGGUUGUGGCAAUUUGGACGAGAUGCUAUUCCAAGCGAUAUCUCAACCGGUACACCGGACCCAUCGACCUGGUCAGAGGCUACUGCGGAUUUUCCCAGCACGGAUUGUAACAUCGGCAACCACUUCAAAAAUCAAAGCAUAAUUGUCAACAUUGAUUUGUGUGGAAGUUGGGCAGGUACCCAGAGUGUAUAUGAUAUCGAUUGUGGGUUUCUUUUGAUCUCCUUGUCCAAUCUUCCCAUACUAAUCAGGUAAUAGGUCCCGGUACUUGCACUGACUACGUUGCUAACAACGCGACGGCCUUCAAAAAUACUUAUUGGGAAUUCAAUAACUUUACGGUAUAUCAAGCUUCAUGAUCUUGAAAUAUUUUCCAACUUUGGACGAAGAUCAUGAAGCGCACUAAUAUGAAGGGUUGGUUGAGAUAGACUUGUUCUGGAAAGGUGUUCGUUUUGCAAAAGAUUCUGGAUGGGAUGAUUGUAAUUGGAGUAAAAAUAGAUGUGGACUGUACCAGCAAACAUAGCUUUCAGAGGAGCGUUGGAUGUUAUGAAGCGAUGAUGAUGAUGCCUUCAUAUUGUAGUUCACAUUGGGAAGAUGGAAGUUUGUUGACGCCCAGAGCGUAAUAGCAGGUUGCAUCUGUGUUAAGAACCCCUUUAUAAAAGAUCGUUAUAAUGUCAAACCAACCUGCCUGGUACCCUUAAUAGUAUACACAUUAAAUGCAUCUUUCACUCAUUAUUCCUUUCGCGAGAUG